Rhipicephalus microplus (southern cattle tick) is the source of this 1460-nucleotide messenger RNA. RefSeq lists its product as uncharacterized. The record is from RefSeq and is a predicted model, not a curated record. Lineage: Eukaryota; Metazoa; Arthropoda; Arachnida; Ixodida; Ixodidae.
AUGCUUCCCUCGCUUCAGAGGUGUCACUUGCGGGAAGGCUGGAGGAGACCUGCAAUCUACGCUGAGUCGGUUUUCGACAGAGGCCUGAGAAAGCUGCUUGACUCAGAUCGCUUUUUCAAGAUAGAUUUGCCCGACUUCCUGCAGAACAUAGGUUACAACCUUUUAAACGUGAGAGUGGGCUUCUCUGAUGGCACGCUUCGCGGCAUCAGCACCAUUCGAAGGAGAGGAAAAGGCACGUUGCAAGUGGACGAGUCCGGCAACAGCCGCCUGACUUUUCACGUAGCGGGAGGGCCCCUGGAGGCUGACUACGCUGCAGGAAUCCGAGCGUGGUUCUUACGGACAACACUAGAUGUGCGCGUACGCGUGCCACGUUUCCAGGCAUCGUUCACCAUCCAAGAGUCAUCGCCAAACGACCUUAGCGUCGAAGUGCACGGAGUGAGGAUGUCUAAAGGUAGCCUGAUAUUCGACGAAGACGACAUCGGUUUGGAAGGCCCCAUUUACGACAUCGUGUUCGAAGAAUUCAGACCUUUAAUUCAGCAAAAGGUUGGCGAAGCCCUGGUUAGGGAGCUUCGAAAAUUGGCCGAGGAGACACUCGGAGCGGUCAAGCUGUACGCCGUGUCUAACGCGGAGCGCGCUGUUCGCGGAGAAGAUUCGUUGGCCCUUCGAGCAUGGAAACAUGGUUUUAAUGCUGCCACGAGCCUUUCAGCACUCAUUGAGGGUGGCCGUUCGCAUCGACGUCGCACCAACGCACACUCAGGGUCAACCAGCACAAGAGGGCAGCGCUUGGAUUCUUACAGAGUGCGUCGGCAACGCCAGAUGAGGCGUCUUCGAACGCUGCCUUAGAACGCUCGUUGUGUCGACGGGAUUCGAUCCGGCGACAUUACCCGACUGAUCUGGGAACGUUCAACUAUUCCGCAGCCCUCGUGAACGAGAUUGAGGGGAACGUGACCGGCCUCUCGAGCAUCUCCCUUAACGGCGCCAGCUGGAUAUCUGUCGACGAGUGUGGCAUCCGGGCUCGGUUCGACCUUGUAUUCAAGGGUCCUCAGGAUCAAUGCGACAGCGUCAGCCCGCAAAUGGUCAAUGAGCAGGAGCGUGGCCUUCGAGAUGGAGAUCUCGGAAGUCGAGGUCGUGCUAGAGAUCCAAGAAACUGAGGAUUCGCUUCAAAUUACUACCUAUGACGUGACCUUUACCUCUAACGUCACGGUAACACCAACAAUGGCGGGGACAGUUGGCUGGCUUGUUGACUUAUUCGGCGGACUUUCCAAUACAACCCUAGAGGACAACGAUCUACAGCUAAUCAAGUCGUCUUCGCGCAGAUAUGUUCAACGGAUCGUCGACGCGGUUAAGAGUUUCAUCGCCGAUCCUCCGCCCAUACCGACGGCGCGGCGCCGAGGGUGACCAUCUGUGACACUUUAUUGAAUGUCAUCGCUAUAAUAAAAAAAGACAUGUUGGUGAAAAGU